AUGUGCGAUGUCGGAGAUGGUCAAGGACACCACCUCACCGCCGCUGCAAUCGUCGGUCAUGACGGUAGCGUUUGGGCUCAGAGCGCCAACUUCCCUCAGUUCAAGGCACAAGAGUUCACUGGUAUAAUGAAAGAUUUCGACGAACCGGGACAUUUGGCUCCCACGGGUUUAUUCCUAGCAGGAGCUAAAUACAUGGUGAUCCAAGGCGAGCCCGGGGCUGUAAUCCGUGGCAAGAAGGGAGCGGGAGGGAUAACCAUAAAGAAAACAGGACAGUCAUGCGUGUUUGGGAUCUACGAAGAGCCAGUUACACCAGGACAGUGCAACAUGGUCGUUGAGAGGUUGGGUGAUUAUCUGGUCGAACAGGGUCUCUAG
This is a messenger RNA of Arabis nemorensis, 372 nucleotides long. The record is from the annotation of a GenBank genome assembly. NCBI's taxonomy places the organism in Eukaryota, Viridiplantae, Streptophyta, Magnoliopsida, Brassicales, Brassicaceae.